Pristis pectinata (smalltooth sawfish) is the source of this 495-nucleotide messenger RNA. It is a transcript of the gene mrps18c, whose product is annotated as mitochondrial ribosomal protein S18C. The record is from RefSeq and is a predicted model, not a curated record. The transcript is spliced from 6 exons. Gene Ontology annotation, biological process: mitochondrial translation. The coding region runs from base 71 to 433 and encodes 120 amino acids. NCBI's taxonomy places the organism in Eukaryota, Metazoa, Chordata, Chondrichthyes, Rhinopristiformes, Pristidae. Gene Ontology annotation, cellular component: mitochondrial small ribosomal subunit; ribosome. Gene Ontology annotation, molecular function: small ribosomal subunit rRNA binding; structural constituent of ribosome.
CGCAUGCGUGGUCUUUACCGUGGUUUUUGGGGGGGGGGGAGCCGUGCGCAGCUGCUGGUCGGCCGGUGGGAUGUGGCGGGCGGUGAGGACAUGGCGCCCAGGGUACUGGCAAAGGGGGAUCAGCACUCAACAGAAUCCAAGCACUUCUGAUAUGCCAAUAAAGUUAGAAAAUCCUUACAAAGAACCUCCCAAGAAGUGCAUUUUAUGUGGUGUUCCAGUGGAUUACAAGAACGUACAGCUUUUGUCCCAGUUCAUAUCUCCAUAUACAGGUCGUAUUUUUGGGAGACAUAUAACUGGUUUGUGUGGAAAGAAACAAAAGGAAAUUUCUAAGACCGUCAAAAAAGCUCAACAGAUGGGAUUUAUGUCAGUCACAUUGAAGGACCCUGCUUUCAUAAAGGAUCCAAACAUUUGUGAUUUCAAACUAUGGGAAUAAUUAUGAAUGGUAUAAUGUUUCUCAAUUAUAUUCCAAAAAUCAAUAAACUGGAUGAAACUGUA